Panicum hallii is the source of this 4639-nucleotide messenger RNA. Its product is annotated as clustered mitochondria protein. The transcript is spliced from 29 exons. The record is from RefSeq and is a predicted model, not a curated record. Gene Ontology annotation, cellular component: cytoplasm. The coding region runs from base 209 to 4396 and encodes 1395 amino acids. Lineage: Eukaryota; Viridiplantae; Streptophyta; Magnoliopsida; Poales; Poaceae. Gene Ontology annotation, molecular function: protein binding. Gene Ontology annotation, biological process: organelle organization.
AAAGACCAGCGCCCACGGGGGGAUUAGGAAGGUCCGCCCACCCGUAUAAAAGGAGCGGCCGGCGAGGGCAGCAGCCUCCCUCCUCCCGCUUUACCCAAACAGCCCCUCGCCCAAUCAUUCCCUCAGCGCCUCGCCCUUGCGCCGCCUCUCAUCUUCGCGGAGCCGAAGCUUCCGCGCCGGCGGCGGCGGCGGCGGCGGCAGCAGGAAUAUGGCGGGGAAGUCCAAGGGUGGGAAGAACAAGGGGAAGGCGCAGGGGGCGGGUCAAUCCGUUUCGGCCGAGCCCGAGGUGCCGGUGACUGACGGCGCCGAAGUGGUUAAUCCAGAGAACGGGGAAGUAAGUGACCCCCCUGCCGCGGAGAGCAGUGUGGCAGAUGCCGAGAAAACGGACGGGGAUGCGCCAGUUGCUGCACAGCCGGUGAAAAAGCCAGCUGAAGGAGAACUCCAUCUUUUUCCCGUUCCUGUCAGGACACAAUCCGGUGAAAAGCUCGAGUUGCAGCUAAGCCCAGGAGAUUCUGUCAUUGAUGUCAAACAAUUCCUCUUGGAUGCUCCUGAAACUUGCUUCUAUACAUGCUACGAUUUGAUCUUGCAUUCUAAAGAUGGUUCAACUCAUCAGUUAGAGGACUACAAUGAAAUAUCUGAAAUUGCAGAUAUAACUUCUGGUGGCUGUUCAUUGGAGAUGGUUGCUGGAAUAUAUGAUGAGAGGUCUAUUAGGUCGCAUCUCCGACGUGUUAGGGAGCUACUAUCUCUCUCAAGUCUUCAUGUUUCUCUUUCCACAUCCUUAGCUCUGCAGCAGGAGUCUGCUCAGGGAAAAUCUGCAGGUUCUGAGAAAACUGUUAUUCAGGAGCUUGAUGGUUUAAAUUUUAUGGAGGAUAGUGCUGGUGCUCUCACUAAUUUAUUGGCAUCUGCACCAGCAGAAAUAAAAUGCGUUGAAAGCAUUGUUUUUUCGUCUUUCAAUCCUCCACCAAGUUACCGGAGGCUGCAUGGAGAUCUCAUUUAUAUUGAUGUUGUCACAUUAGAAGGAAAUAAAUACUGCAUUACAGGAAGCUCCAAAUCUUUUUACGUGAACUGUAGCAAUGGAAGUAUAUUGGACCCAAAACCUACAAAACAAAGCCUGGAGGCCAGCACUCUUGUAGGCCUACUACAGAAAAUCAGUGCCAAGUUUAAGAAAGGUUUUCGUGAAGUAUUGGAUCGCAGAGCAUCGGCUCAUCCAUUUGAGAAUGUUCAGUCGUUGCUUCCAGUGACUUCUUGGUUAGGUGCUCAUCCUGUGCCAGAGCAUAGAAGGGAUGCAGCCAGGGCUGAAGAGUCUGUGGUGUUAUCGUAUGGCACUGAACUGAUUGGCAUGCAAAGAGACUGGAAUGAAGAAUUGCAGUCCUGUCGGGAGUUUCCUCAUGGCAAUCCUCAAGAAAGGAUAUUGCGUGGCAGAGCUCUCUACAAAGUAACAUGUGAUUUCGUUGAUGCUGCAGUGAAAGGGGCAGUUGGUGUCAUUAAUAGAUGCAUACCCCCAAUUAAUCCAACUGAUCCUGAAUGUUUUCAUAUGUAUGUUCACAACAACAUUUUCUUCAGUUUUGCUGUUGAUUCUGACUACGAACAUAUUCCAAAGGACCGGAAGCCAGACUGCCAAAAUGGAUCCAGCAGAAGCACAAAAGUUACUUCCUCGGGUGUGGAGCGUAAGUGUGAUAUGAACCAUGCUGAAACCACGGAAGUAUCCAACAGCGUUUCAGACAAUAGUUUGGAUGCAUCUGCAGAGGCACAAAUUGCAGAUAGUGAGCAGGCGACCUAUGCUUCUGCAAACAAUGACUUAAAAGGAACUAAGGCUUAUCAAGAAGCUGAUAUUUCUGGCCUUUACAAUCUUGCCAUGGCAAUAAUUGAUUAUAGAGGUCACAGGGUUGUAGCUCAGAGUAUUAUUCCUGGUAUUCUUCAAGGAGACAAGUCCGAUUCCCUUUUGUAUGGUUCUGUUGAUAAUGGCAAGAAGAUAUCUUGGAAUGAACCUUUCCAUUCAAAGGUGGUCGAGGCUGCAAAGCGGCUCCAUUUGAAAGAACAUGUGGUUUUAGAUGGCUCCGGCAAUCCUGUAAAGUUAGCUGCUACAGUCGAAUGUAAGGGCAUUGUUGGUAGUGACGACAGGCAUUACAUUUUAGAUUUGAUGAGAGUGACCCCGCGAGACUCUAACUACAUGGGACUAGAGCACCGCUUCUGCGUGUUGAGACCUGAACUUGUAGCCUCAUUUGUUGAGGCUGAAUCGACCAAACAAGCCACUAGGCAGAAAGUUCCAGAUGCUUCGGAAGAAUCCAAUGACCAAGUUGCGAGUACUUCUGAUGCUAAGGCUUCCUCUGUUGAAGGAGAUGACAAGUCUGAAGAAAGCUCUGCUCCUACACUUGAGGAAAACAGCAACUCAAAUGCCGAGAUCCUUUUCAAUCCUAAUGUGUUUACAGAGUACAAGCUUGCUGGCAGUCCAGAGGAAAUUGCUGCAGAUGAAGAGUUGGUAAAACGGGCUGGUACAUAUCUUUUGGAAAUGGUGAUCCCAAAGUUUGUUCAGGAUCUUUGCUCCCUUGAUAUCUCCCCUAUGGAUGGACAAACUUUAACCGAUGCACUGCAUCUUCAUGGGAUAAAUGUUAGGUACCUGGGCAAAAUUGCAGGCAUGAUCAAACAUUUACCACAUUUAUGGGAUUUGUUUUCUGCCGAGAUAAUAGUUAGGUCUGCAAAGCAUGUGAUCAAGGAAAUAUUGAGGCAAAGCCCGGAUCAUGAUAUUGGACCAGCUAUUGCUCAUUUCUUGAACUGCUUUGUUGGGAAAGUUUCGGGUGCUUCCACUAAGGGAAGCCAUGGCAAUGCCCAGUCAAAAACUCAGAAGGGUCAUGAAAGUAGCCAAACCCAAAAGUCUACGAAGGGCCAGAAACUAAACAAUACUGCUGCUUCAAGAAAGGGCUUAUCAACAUAUUCCCAUCUAACAUCUGAUGGAAUUUGGUCUAGUAUUAAGGAAUUCGCAAAAUCUAAAUAUCAGUUCGAAGUGCCAGAUGAUGCAAGGCUUUCAGCCAAAAGGGUAUCUGUUCUCCGCAAUCUUUGCCAAAAGGUAGGGAUAACUAUUGCAGCCCGCAAAUACAAUCUGGAUGCUUCAACUCCAUUUGAAGCCUUAGAUAUAUUAAAUCUCCAACCAGUUGUCAAGCAUUCAGUUCCAACUUGUACAGAUGCAAAGAACCUUAUGGAAGCAGGGAAAGUCAGGAUGGCUGAGGGUACCCUGAAUGAAGCCUAUGCAUUGUUUUCUGAAGCCUUCUCACUGCUUCAACAGAUAACUGGUCCCAUGCACAAGGAUGCUGCAAACUGUUGCAGGUACCUUGCUAUGGUUUUGUACCAUGCUGGUGAUACAGCUGGAGCAAUUGUGCAGCAACAUAGAGAACUCAUCAUAAACGAGCGAUGCCUUGGUCUUGAUCAUCCGGACACAGCCCACAGUUACGGUAACAUGGCUUUAUUCUAUCAUGGGCUCAACCAAACUGAACUCGCACUACGACACAUGUCCCGCACACUGCUGCUUCUCAGUUUGGCGUCAGGUCCUGAUCACCCGGAUGUUGCAGCAACCCUCAUAAAUGUCGCAAUGAUGUAUCAGGAUGCCAGUAAUAUGAACACUGCUCUUAGGUAUCUUCAAGAAGCACUUAUGAAGAAUGAGCGACUUCUUGGUCCUGAUCAUGUUCAAACGGCCGUUUGCUAUCAUGCUCUUGCCAUUGCAUUCAGCUGUAUGAGCUUAUACAAGCUUUCAAUUCAGCAUGAAAAGAAGACAUAUGAUAUACUGGCAAAACAAUUAGGGGAAAAUGACUCGCGGACUAAGGACUCAGAAAAUUGGUUGAAUACAUUUAAGCAUCGAGAAGAGCAGGUUAAUGCCCAGAAGCAAAAGGGCCAGGGAACCAAUGCAUCUGAAAAUGCUAUUAAUUUCUUGAAGGCAAAUCCUGCAUUUUUACAAGCUAUGAAGGCUGCUGCGAUCCAAUCAGGUGAUGGAUCAGCAAAUGUCAACAGGUCACUUAACGCCGCGGUUGUGGGAGAAGGUGUACCUCGACUUAGAGGAGUUGAUGAGCGAGCUGCUCGAGCAACCGCAGAAGCUCGGAAGAAAGCUGCUGCUAGAGGGCUUAAUGUGCGCAGUGGGCCUGGUGCAAACAAUGCAUCUGAUGAACUAGCUCAAAUUCUCAAAAUUAUCAACUCAGCUGCUGCAGUGUCUUCCACCUCUGCCACUGCGAACGCUCAGCAAUCAGUAUCUGAAGGGCAGGCGACGAAUGGACCUGCUCAAAACGGAAAUGCUUCGGAAGGGAAGGCCGCAGAUACCAACGGGCCAUCUGUCAAGUCAACUGGCAACACGCCGGUCGGAUUGGGAACGACAUUGGAGUCGAAGAAGCAGAAGUCAAAGCAGAAGUCGUAGGGGCUAGAGAUGUUCUUUUUUCUGUAACAGUUUUGUUGGGCUUCUAGGGUGAUUUCGGUUUUUACUUCCAUAGGGAUUGUCACGUCCACAUGGUGGCCAAGAGUGAGUUUAUUUAUUUUUGGCGGGGUUCCUAGGAGGCUUCAAUAAUCAUUACGAGGAAGAAUACAAUUGUUUCGACAUUGAUAGACUACUGAUGUAAUGGCUAAUCAGUGCAACUAAUAAAUUUUUAGUCGAUACAUACUC